AUGCGGUGCGAAGGGUGCUUAAAUGAUAUAAAAAGCAAAAUUUAUUUUCGAUGCAGUAAAUCCGAUUGUGACAAAAUAUACUGUACAUUAUGUGCAAAUUUACCAAGUACUACAGUGAAUGUGCAAUCUUGGACAUGCCCCGCAUGUAUCGCACAAGAAAAAAAGACUGGCAACAACAGCUCAACGCCAGUACGUACUUCCUGUCAUUCACAAAAUGUCACUAUGCGAAAUAAAUUCAACCCUAAGACUUCGACUGAGCCGUCCAACUUGGGAAUCAGUGAGUUGACAACCGAAAUUAAGCUACUAACUCAGGAAAUAUCAUCGCUUAAGUGUAAACUCGAUGAAGCAAUGACAUCUUUAACUCGCUGCCACGAGCGUUUAGAUGAACUCGGUAACUCUAUGGCCUCAACGAAUACUCGUCUAGCUUCUGUUGAACAACAACAGGCCGAGACCCAUCCACUAAAAGCCGCAGUGAGUCAAAUUCAAAAAAAUCUUAAUAUGAUGGCUCAGAAACAACUAUCAAACGAAAUGGAAAUAAUUGGCAUCCCAGAAAAUAAAAAUGAAAAUCUGACUCACACUAUCUUGGUAGCAUCACGCAAGAUUGGAGUGGACUUGGCUGAUAUAGAUAUUGACUGGGUGGCGCGUGUUGGACCACGACGUGUACCUUUGGUAAAACCAUCAGAUCACGACUCUGAAAGCAGUUUCACACGACCUGUCGUCGUUCGUCUGUUGCGUCGAUCAAAAAGAGACGAGAUUAUUAAAGCCUCUAAGGCAGAGACGCAACAUAACUAG
Parnassius mnemosyne (clouded apollo) is the source of this 792-nucleotide messenger RNA. Lineage: Eukaryota; Metazoa; Arthropoda; Insecta; Lepidoptera; Papilionidae. The record is from the annotation of a GenBank genome assembly.